Messenger RNA from Owenia fusiformis, 2137 nucleotides. The record is from the annotation of a GenBank genome assembly. NCBI's taxonomy places the organism in Eukaryota, Metazoa, Annelida, Polychaeta, Sabellida, Oweniidae.
UAUUUGAGACACUGUAUAAAAUAUUGAUGCUCUCCAGUCGGAAAAAAAUCAACAAUGAAUGUCACACAAUUUUUGAUUUUAUUGUCAUUGUGCUGUGCAACAAUUAAGUGCAGCAAAAUUCUAAUUAUGCCAAUGGAUUUUGGGUACAACAGCAGGCUAAUGAACAUGCUUAAGAUGGGGAAGGUGUUACUUGGUGCAGGACAUCAAAUUACCAUGAUGGUUUCUGAUAAUAUUGAAAAAGAUGCAAUGUACAAAAUGGCAGAAAAGAACAGUGUAACAUCAUUUGAAGUAAUACGUUACCCCAUGCCUGUGAUGGAUCAAACAACUCUCAACCAGGACUGGUUAAACAGCAUGAUGGAAGUUAGUGUGUUUGAGAGUAUAAAACAACUCGUGGAUUUCCAUUGUCUCAUAUUCUCCCACUCUAUGAAGGUCUGGGACCAGAUAGCCAAUGAACAUUUCGACCUAAUUAUAGCUGAUGAAGCAAUGAUUUCCGCACGUUUAGUUUCUGCCAGUCUCAAUAUCCCAUUGAUUACAUACAUAAAUUGGGGACCAAUGUCUGGUGAAGUUGGAUAUGUGCAAAGGUUUAAUCUAGCUUAUGUGCCUGCCUUCAUGACUGCAGUUACGGAUACAAUGUCCUUCACGGAAAGAAUUUCAAACAUUUGGGAAUAUUUUCACCUUCAAAUUGCAAUGUCUGGUAUAUAUGAAAAAUUGAUAGUGAUUUGUAGAGAAUAUGGCUAUGGGAAUGCCUGCGAUAACAUACAGGAUUCACCGAAGACUGUCUCAUUGGUGUUCAUCAACAGAAAUGAUGCCCUGCAUUACCCAGCCCCCUUCAUGCCACACGUCAUAUCUAUAGAGGGAAUUUUUAUUGACAAGCCAAAACCUUUGAGUCAACACUAUGCAGAUAUCAUAGAACAAGCUGGAAAUAAUGGAAUUAUUGUUGUGAGUUUUGGAUCAAUGUUUCGUAGACUUUGGCCUGAACUUAGUACUAUAUUUGCCAAAGCAUUCGCAGCUAUGCCCCAAACAGUGAUAUGGAGUUAUGAAGGCCCUACGCCAGAAGGCCUUGGUAAUAACACUAUUGUAAAUAAAUGGAUACCACAAGAGGACUUAAUGAACCAUCCAGCAACUAAGCUUUUUGUUACCCAAUGUGGGGCUGCAUCUACGUUCCAAGCUAUGAAUAAUGCUCUACCAACCAUUGGGAUCCCAUUCUUUUGGGAUCAACCUUACAACUGCAGAUUACUCUCUGACAGAAUAAAGUCAGGCAAAACAGUCUCCUUGAAAGACAUCACCAGUGAGAAACUCCAGCAUGCCAUGGAGGAUGUGAUUAAAGACAGGACAUACAAGGAGAAUGCUGACAAAGCUGCAGCGAUAUACCAUGAUCAACCAAUACCACCUCGAGAUAAAGUCAUCUACUGGGCUGAAUAUGUAAUACGCCACAAGGGUGCACCCCAUUUGCGCUCCCAAGCUGCUAAUGAACUGAAUUUCUUCCAAUACUUCUUACUGGAUAUCAUAGGUAUGGUUUGUGUCAUGUGCAUUAUUGUUGGGAUAAUUGUAAUUUUGAUGAUCAAGAAGACUAUAAGCUUCUUUACAAAUCUUGGAAAAAGAAAACUUGACUAAAAAUCAUCAAUGAUAAACCAUAGAAGCACUAUAAGCAUUACAAGCCAUUACCAUGCAAAAUGUCACUACCUGCCCUGAACUAAUAUUAAGCCCAAUAUACAAUAUAUUUCCCAUUUGCCCCAUUGAGUCCAAGCCCCAUUGAAUCUCAACUUGCCCCAUCGAAUCCCACAAAGACCUCGUUAACUUUGCCUCAUGUAGCCCAAUCAAGUCCCACCAUGCCCUAUUGAGACCCAAAAAUCGAAUGAAGUCCCAUGUAAUAUUAAGUCUAUGGAGGUCCCAUUGUGCCCCAUUGGUGUAUGUUGGGCUUAAGAUGAUAAUUAAAAAUUAUCAUACAACCCAUAUCUAUAUUUUAGUCUGAAUAACAGAGAAAAGGUUCUGAAAUAAAAGCACUUGAAAAAACUGUACCUAUAUGAGCAUAGCUUUCAUUAUGUUGCUUGUAAUUUUAACAGAAACCCUUGAACUUUGCACAGCUAAGUGUUUUAUAAAAGUUGUUUGACACCAUUUGACAUCAUUAAUGCUGCUU